This is a messenger RNA of Diabrotica balteata, 1068 nucleotides long. NCBI's taxonomy places the organism in Eukaryota, Metazoa, Arthropoda, Insecta, Coleoptera, Chrysomelidae. The record is from the annotation of a GenBank genome assembly.
AUGGCGUCAGCUAAGUUUCUCGAGGAAGCUCUGAGUACAGAUGUUGAUGAAUCGGCCGUAAGUGCGAUCGUAGGCUCCUUAGAGAAUCAACUCGUCACAUCAACACCCCCAGCGUCGUCUCAGACUGGCUCAGCCAUCGUGAUUAAUCAAAACCACGUAAACAGUGCAAUAUCUAACGGCGGGACAGUUGCCCCACAGAAACAUGGGACUAUUGCCAAUGGUGAUUCGAUAAGUGGUGUAAAUGCUAUAAACGCUAACGAUGGAAACAAACAAGUGAAUAAUGCCAACGCGAUGUUAAUAGGUACUAAUACGGGGGGACCAGUGACGACUUCUUACGUGAACCAAAGUGUCGCGAUAGACUCGAAUGCUAACAAACCCUCCGACGGUGUAAAACUCGUGUACUCACAAGGCAACCAAGUCAUGUCCAAUUCUGGGACCAUUAUUCAGACCAGAGUCACUCUUCCAAACGGCACGAUAGGAGGCCUGCCUCCCCAGACAGUCCUCCAGACUACUCCUACCAAUGUACAAACUAUUCAAAACAAACAACCCACGCUGGUUCUGAAAUCCAGCGGUGCUCCCGGGGCCACUGGACUCAUGACUGUACCUAUGAAUGUAGCCUCAUCGAUGGGCCAGGCUAAUAACGUAGGUAGCCCUAGCACUCAAUCCCCCAAUAUCCUUUCCAACCUCCAGGUAGUCAAUGUGCGCCCUGGAGUUCCUACUCAGCAGCAGAAAGGGCAACCAGCUCGUGUAGUGCUAAGCGCACCUCAAUUAGUCGGGGCCCGACCUGGGACUCCAAGUACUGCUGCAACCAAUCCAGUUCAGGCCGGUGCUACGACAACAGUAACGUCUGCUGCGCAACCGGUUGUUCAUCAAGGACAAGUUGGACAGGUGCAAGUGCAGGUUCAGCGACCUGCAAAUGACAAUACCAAAGAAAAAUGUAGAAAAUUCCUCGCCAAUUUGUUAGAACUAUCCAGUCGAGAACCUAAAUCUGUAGAAAGAAACGUCCGACAGCUUAUCCAAGAACUCAUCGACAACAAGGUGGAACCGAAGAUUUCUGUGACAAAUUAG